CACGCCGCCCCUAAGCUCAGCAGCUCGCGAGUGUAACAAGUUGAGCUAUGUCGUAGCUGCUGGCCCUGAAGGCUGGUUGUCUGGGGCACUGUCCUUGUCCGCAAGCGGGGGAUGUCUUGGAGCCUUCCAAGGGCAAUCGCGAAGAAGGCCAUUGCCGGAGCGAGAGUGGAGGAAAGCAGAAACACUCGCCGACCUUGCGGGAGAAGAGCACUGCGAAAACCCAAGGUGGCCGAGGUGUUGGGUCUCUUCCUCUUCUUCCCUCCUCCUUGACUUUGCAAAAGGCGGCGAGGUUGAGAAAUCCACUGGCGGAGGUCGGAAAGGAAAAGGCCCACGUGGGAGGUGGGCGACGACCUACUAGAAAAGGAACUGCGUUGCCUCCCGGAACUAGGAUGCUCCUCGGCAAGAUGCUACUGUAGGAAGAGCUUUUUGCUUGGGACCGCAGCGCUGCAGAGGCUCUGGAGAGACUUGGGCGACUGGAAGCUUCACCAGCCUGACCGAAACAAGGAGGACGAGAAAGGCUCUCUUCCGUGUAAAGGGGGGUGGGGAGCACGGCUUUUGUUACUGGCCUUUCAUCGUGCGAGCGUGGCUGCGUGUCUGUGUAGCAUAUUUUCAACUUUCCCCACCCCUUGGCUGCUGAAGUACCUUCGGAAGCCAGAGUUACUCCAGCAUUGCAACUCUGAUUUUAAACAGUGUUUACUGUUCACCCUCCCGUGAUGUUGCCAGGGUUUUCUGAAAGGCGCUUUGCCAUUUGUCCUCUUUCUUCAGAACUUCUCUGCAGACUUCUCUCAACCUGAGGGCCAAGCAGUCUCUGCUUGAAAGUCGCUUGUCCUGUUUGAGCUUGAAAACAAUCCACUUUGAUUAUUGCAAGAUAAAAGAAGAAAAGAUGGGUGGUAACCUUGGCUGCCACCGCUCCAUACCUAGAGACCCUUCGGAUCUUUGCCAUAGCCGUAAAUUCAGCGCUGCAUGCAAUUUCAGCAAUAUCCUUGUGAACCAGGAGAGGCUAAAUAUUAACACAGCCACAGAAGAGGAGCUCAUGACUCUUCCUGGGGUCACCAGGUUGGUAGCCCAAAACAUUGUAGAAUAUCGUGAGUAUAUUGGUGGCUUCAAGAAAGUUGAAGACUUGGCCUUGGUGAGUGGAAUUGGAGCUGCCAAGCUGGAGCAGGUGAAAUUUGAGAUCUGUGUGAGCAGCAAAGGAAAUUCUGCACAACAUUCACCCAACUCUUUAAGGAAAGACCAGAAUCUGGAUCACCUUUCAGCUAUUAAAAUCAACAUUAACACAGCUACACCUGCUCAGCUCAUGAGCAUCCGUGGGAUCACAGAAAAGAUUGUCAACAGCAUUGUAGAAUACCGCAGAGAGCAUGGGCCCUUCAAAAGUAUUGAGGACUUGCUUAAGAUGAACUGUAUCAACUCUUCAUUCUUUGACAAAAUCCGACAUCAGAUCUUUGCAGAACGAUCAAGACCCCCUUCCACAAAUACGAAUAGUGGCCUUAAUUUCACUGUCAAACCUCACCCAAGCCCCACAUCCCUGAGCCUCCAGAGUGAGGAUUUGGAUUUUCCUCCUGGAGGGCCAACACAGAUAAUCUCCACACGGCCCACAGUGGAAAUUUUUGGUGGGGUGCGAGAUGGGCGACCUGUGCUGAGAGUGGCCACUUGGAAUCUGCAAAGCUGCUCUGCUGAAAAAGCCAACAAUCCUGGUGUGCGAGAGGUUGUAUGCAUGACUUUGUUGGAGAACAGCAUCAAACUUUUGGCUGUGCAGGAGUUGAUUGAUAGAGAUGCACUUGAGAAGUGUGUAGAAUAUUCUGGCUUCCUGUGGGACACAACUGCAGGGAUAGAACUGAAAGAAGCUACUUUCUCUGAAGGCCCAUACACAAAUGGCAGUGGGAAACAAGUCCAUCCUCACCCUUACAUUGCAUAUUUCAAGAUUGGAAUGAAUGAUUUAAUACUGGUUAACUUGCAUUUAGUGCCAUUGCCAUCUACUGGGGAAAAUUCUGUGAAGAAUCAAAAUAGUCAUAAAUUAGCAGUCUUUGCACAUAUUGUACAGGAAACACUUAAAGGGGAAAAAGAUGUGGCAAUUUUGGGUGAUUUUAGCCAGCCCCCCGAUAGUAGUGACCAUGACAUGUUACGAAAGGAAAAGUUCCACCAUCUGGUUCCUGCAAGUACGUUCACAAACAUCAGCACAAAGAAUCCUCAAGGUUCCAAAUCUCUGGACAAUAUCUGGAUCAGUCGUGGUUUGAAAAAGAUUUUCACUGGUCAUUGGGCAGUUGUAAGAGAAGGUCUUACAAACCCCUGGAUCCCUGAUAACUGGUCAUGGGGUGGAGUAGCAUCAAGUCAUUGUCCAGUUUUAGCUGAAUUUUACAUUGAGAGGGACUGGAAUAGAAAGGAUGUAAAUCAAAAUGGAGGUGGAGUGCUAGUGGAAUGCAGUGAUGUGAAUUCUAAACAUGAACGGUGAUGAAAAAGAAGGAAAGCUACAUUUUUCUUUCCUCAAAAGAUGGUUAGAAGAUAGCUUCACUCAAGGUCUGACACUGAAUAAGUGUCAAGUGUCAAAAUACAAGUGUCAAAAUACAAGUGUAUUUUGUUUUCAUUUAAAAUUGAAUAUGCUUCUGCUUUUAACAUCUCCCUUCCCUAUUCCCACUUCUUUUAGGACACUUGCCAUUCUGUGGAUUGUGACUUAUGGAGACAUGGGGGUUUCUGAGGAUGGAUGUACCUGGAUAAUUGCAAAUAAAAUUCACUUAUUGUGUUUGUUCACAAUUUCCUUUCUUCUGCUUCUAAUAAAAUACUAUCAUUGAACCUAAUAGCUCAUGGAAGAACAGACUUGGGCAUUCUGCUAUCUGCUUAAGAUAGUUCAGCAAUAGAAAAAAAUCCUUAGUGCUAUUGCAUAUAAUACCUACUCUUUACCUAGAGACGAGUUUUGAGUCAUGCAUCAUUUGAAAUAAAAACUACUCCUCCAAAAUUCAUUAAAAAGCUGAUCACUUUACAAUUCAGAUUAUGUUAGCCUUAUCUGGUGCCUUCUAGAUCACUUAAUUUAAAAAUAAUAAUAAUUUAAUUAAUAAUUAAAACUCCGUAAGUCCCAACUAGCAUGGCUAUUAGGACUUAUUCCUAAUUCAACUGUUGCCUUUUUAAAAAAACAUAUAUCCAGGUUCUAUACAAGUAAAACAUUAUUCUGAAUCUUUUUUUUAAAUCUGGAGUUUGUACAACUUUACAUGAGUAUAUGUAUGUUGUGAAGUAACAUAGGAAAACAGAUUGGGAAAUGUUGUUUUGUAUUGAAGCCAAAUAGGGUUGGUUGACUUGGUAUAACUUCUUAAAGCAUGCUUACAGUCAAGCAUACAGAUAUAUGUUUCAUAAUCCCAUAUCUGAUAAUAUAAGCAUACUUUUUAAAUUGUGAUAAAUUGAUAAAAGAAUUGUACUUGUUGGUUCAAAUACAUUUAUUUAGCAAUAACUUCAUUUGGGUUAUAUAUAACCAUAAUGAGACAGUCUAGGAGAAAUAUACUUUAUUUUACCACUUCAUUAAAACUGCUUAAGAACAGGUUUGCCACAAAAAAAAUCCAGAAAAACUUUACAAAACCACAAUUACAAAUCCAAAAUAUUUUAUAAAAAGAGAAAAAAACCACAUUAUUAAAAUGAAUUGAUAGGGAGGUCCUUCUGAUGGAGAAAUCAGCUGACUGUCAAAUUAUUGAUGUAUUCUAAGGUAGAAUAACAGGUAAAUUCCACCAGAUUUUUAAAGCAUUCUUUGUGAACGGAAGGUGACUUUGCUUGUACAAAUAUUAUCCAUAUAUCACAUUUUUUCAUAUUUGUGUAAAAAUUACAUUUCGCAGGGCAGAAUGACAUACAUUGCUAAUAAUUUGAACAUGGUAACAUUGCAUGUAAAAUUAGAACAUUCAGUAUGUGAAGUCUAUAAUCUGUAUGUUUGAAUUCACUCUUCAAUAUAAGAAAAUACUGCUUUCAGUAUGUAAAAUCUAGAUAGAGGACAAGGGAAUGAUCAGACUGCCCAAUAAAAGUACUAUUGCUGCUAAAUACUUUUGCUUGAGAAAAUGAGUAUAGAUAAAAGAAAGUUAUUUUUGUUAAUGCACCAAAUUCUAUGAAAGUUAUUGUGAAAUUCAUUAUUUUCAACACUUACAUUCUAAGAUUGGAUUUAUGUUUUACCUAAGAGAUAAAUAAAACAUCAUGCCAAGACUUGUUGGUCAGUUCAACCAAGAAUGAUUCCUCUCAUUCAUGGACGCAGUCAUCAUUUUUUUUGGUAAAGAUUUGUUACUUUAUUCUCCCUAAAACCCUGAAUUAUGUUUUUCUCUAGACUAUAUUUAUUCACUACAAUUGCAAUGGAUUUAAUGGGAUAGGUUUAGAACAGAUAAGAAAUAAAUGCAGAAACAUACUGACCCUUAGCUAUAUUAACAUGCUGUAUUAGGACCAUUUAAAUGAUAGCAUAGUUAUAACAGCUCUGCUCUGAAAUAAUAUAAGGUUCAGUCACAGUGCAUUGCCUAUGCUAUCAAAACAAUACUAAACAAUACAUGCAAUGAACAUUUAGACUUUAUUUGGAGAUAAGCUGUUGUUUAACUGGGUUAAAAAAGUAUUAUGAUGGAUCAUUAAUUUAAUUGAAUUUUGGUAUAAAUAGUAACACCAGAGAUCUCUAAAAUCAACAGGUCUCUAUGAAAUUCACACAGUUCAGAAAUAAUGUUUAUGGAUCCAUUUUAUGAAUCCAACAUAAACAAGACUAAUAACAAGACAUAUUGAUUUGCAUAAAUCCAAUGCAUAUUUUUGAUCUUUGUACCAUCUGUCUUUGUCUAUCAUUGUAUUGAAGAAUAUUUUCACAAUUCUAGUAUGAUGAAUUAUUAAUUUUUCCAGUCUUCUUGUUAUAUAAGGUUUUUGCAUCAAUAGGUUGUCAUUGAAUUAAAUAAUGCUAAGAUGUGUGGAAGAAUUUGGAAAACCUACUCUAAAAUGGGUGUACGGUUCUACAUCCCAUCACUGUAAUAAAUAUAUAUGUGCCAAAAACAAAAACAUCAAUGUCUUAAAAAAGAAAAAAAGAAAAACAUGGUAGGCUAGCCUAAACUUUUCUAAUAGGCUUCAGUACUUUUGCAGUCAUGCAUAAGCACUCUAUAUUAAUAAAACAAAAUAUCUCACAAGCAUUACACUAUAGAGCCUUUUUAUAACUAUAUCAGUAACAAACAGAGAAAGAAUUAUUUAUAUAUCAAUAUAUUUCAGUGCGAGUCGGAAAUAGAGGAUUUUUAAAAAAGAAUUCCAAGUU
Messenger RNA from Thamnophis sirtalis, 5236 nucleotides. The record is from RefSeq and is a predicted model, not a curated record. Lineage: Eukaryota; Metazoa; Chordata; Lepidosauria; Squamata; Natricidae.